Postia placenta MAD-698-R-SB12 is the source of this 1992-nucleotide messenger RNA. Its product is annotated as glycoside hydrolase family 78 protein. Bases 1 to 1992 code for a protein of 663 amino acids. NCBI's taxonomy places the organism in Eukaryota, Fungi, Basidiomycota, Agaricomycetes, Polyporales, Adustoporiaceae. Gene Ontology annotation, biological process: carbohydrate metabolic process. The transcript has 9 exons. The record is from RefSeq and is a predicted model, not a curated record.
AUGCCCUUUAAUGUUGUGUACGUGCUGCUAUUGGUGAAUGUAGCCAUCGGUGUCGCGCCGGACGGCCCCUGGGUCGACUUCAAUCUCUCUCCGGAGUCGAAGACCAUAUACCCUUCUGGACUCAAAGGAGUUUAUGGAGCCGUCUCAAACGCUCAUAAUCUCAUAGAUGGUGGUGAUGCAACAUUCUCUGCCAAAGAUUCAUACUUCACUCUCGAUUUUGGUCAAGAGGUCGGAGGCCUAAUCUCUUUGAAUGUGGAUACCGCCUCUCCGGAGUCGAGAAUAGCUCUUUCAUUCACUGAAUCACCCCUUUACAUCAGUCCUACGACCUCGGAUGACUCCGCCGUCCAGUGCGCGAACAUGUCUUAUGAUGGGGUACUAGCUCUUCCGAUCCCCCUCACCACCGGUUACUGGACUAUGUCUGCCGAUCGUUUACGAGGUGGUUUCCGCUACCUGACCAUUGUCUCAGGGGCGGACAGCCCAGUCACCAUAUCUAAUGUCUCUUGUUCCAUAACAUUCAUGCCUCAUUGGCAAGACUUGAGGGACUAUGCUGGCUACUUCUAUGCUCUAGAUCCAUAUUCCUCUGAUGAAGACUUCCUCACAAAGAUCUGGUAUUCCGGCGCUUACACGGUGCAAACCGUUACAAUCGCUGUUGAUACCGGCAGGAAGGAUCCGCCUGUACCAGGGUGGGAAAACAACGCGACUGCUGGUAUCGCUAGUCCUAUUAUCGUUGAUGGAGCGAAGCGUGGCCGUGCUGUUUGGUCAGCGGAUCUGGGUCUGGCCGUAUCUACGCAGUUCGUAUCAACAAAUGAUCUUAUACCUACUCGCAAUGCCAUCGCGACCCUGUUCUCGGAGCAGAAUCCGGAAACUGGUCAGCUGCCAUACUCUGGCCCUCCGUUGAGCGAAGAAGGCAGCGACACAUACCAAGCGUGGACUCUGAUUGGGACAUACAACUACCACCUCUAUUCUGGAGACACAGCCUGGCUACAGGAAACAUGGGCCAAUUACACGAAAGCUCUGCAGUACUUGGAGGACAAGGUGGAUAGCACCGGCUUGCUGUACGUCACAGCGACGGGUGAUUGGGGCCGCCUGUGGCAGGGAGGGUACAACUCCGAGGCGAACGCAAUAUUGUACAAGGCAAGUACGCGCCGUCCCGUUUUCAAGGCUUCAACCAUAAUGAACGACACCGCACUCGCAGCAGCAUACGCCGCGAACGCAUCGUCGCUCAAGACCAGAUUUAACGAGGGUUUCUGGUCGCCCACUGAGGGCAUGUAUCGUGACAAUCUAACGUCGAAACUCUACCCGCAGGACGCCAAUUCGUUAGCAGUGUUGUUCAAUCUAACCAUAUUCGCCGAGCAGGCAUCCUCAGUCAGCGCUGGACUGACAAGAUACUGGAACGAGGUCGGUGCGGUAUCUCCGGAACUGCCAGAUAACGUAGCCCCGUUCAUCGGUGCAAUGGAAUUGCAAGCCCACUUUGCAUCGGGCAAUGACGCUCGUGCUAUGGACUUGCUACGAGUUCAAUGGGGGUACAUGCUGUAUACACCUAUCAGUGUGCAAUCGACGCUGCUUGAGGGAUACACAUCCAAUGGUUCACUCUACUACCGAUCCUAUGACGGUUACGAUUACGACGCAUCGUUCAUCAGCCACUCUCAUGGAUGGAGUACGGGGCCUACCUCGGCGCUCACUUUCUAUGUUCUCGGAUUGACCGUCACGUCUCCUCAAGGUCAGACGUGGUCGGUCGCGCCGCAUACCUCUGGGCUUCCAGCUGCGCAGGGUGGCUUCGAAACACCUCUAGGAUGGUUCGGCGUCAUGUGGACAUCGACGACAGGCAACUUCAGUAUUAGCAUUGCUACCCCAGAGGGUACGACUGGUGAAGUGCAGUUACCAUUUAAUGGAACAGUGUCCGUGGACGGCAAUGUACUUGCGCACAACACUUGGGAGAUCAUCACACUCGCCGGAGGAAAUCAUACUCUGGUUGUUCAGACUUCCAAAUGA